CCUUCCUCCCCAACCCGGCCCACCGAGCCGGCCACCACCCGCCUCGAUCCCCUUCUCCCUCCUCGCGCCGUUCGACCGCCGCUGCCCAAGCCGUUCGUCCUGCUGCUUCCGCCGCAUCCAUCCUGGUGAGUGAGCACACCCUCCGCCACCGCCGCCUGCACCGAUCCCCAUCCAAACGCGCGAGCGAGCGAGGCGAGCAGUGUCGCCGUCGUUCGUCCUGCUGCUUCCGCCGCAUCACAUCGACCAGUUGUAGGAUGGAUAUUUUGUACCAAUGUAAGGAGUUCUUAAAGAUCCAGAAGUUCCGGCGUACGGCGUCCUAUGCUGGAUUCUACUGCUUCACUGCCCUAAUGACCUAUGCUUACACGAGCAAUACGACAAGGGCUGGCAUUUCUAGGGGCGACCAAUUUUAUGCCUCAUAUCCCGCUGGUACGGAGCUACUAACUGACACUGCAAAGCUUUACAAGGCUGCAUUAGGUAAUUGUUUCGAAAUAGAUGACUGGGGUCCAAUAGAGUUCUCUAUCAUGGCAAAACAUUUUGAUCGGCAAGGCAAACCACCAUAUGCGUAUCAUGCACAAUACAUGGCACACCUUCUCUCCCAUGGGCAGCUCGAUGGAAGUGGAUAACUGCACGAUGUGCUUAAACUUCCGGUUUGUCUUGUGAUGAGAUCUGGUGUAAACUGUAGCCCGUAAGUUAUGGUAGCGUAUUGUUGGUUUCAUCAUGACAAUUAAAUUUUACUAAGAUGUUGUACAAAAGAGCUGCCUUGGUACGCUGUGAGUUCAGAUGGCUCACGACAGUGAAUCGCAGUGUUGAAAGCAUAAAUAGAUUCUGGAUUUUCAAGCUAUGAGCCUAUGAACCACUGCAUUAUGAACUUAUUACUAGUGUCAUUAAUCCAAAUGGUUCCUGAAAGAAAUCAUGACGUAUCCUUUUCGGGAAUACAAAGAAAUGAUUAUGUCUGUUGAAGCAUUAA
Molecule: messenger RNA, 967 nt
Organism: Oryza sativa Japonica Group (Japanese rice)
Lineage: Eukaryota; Viridiplantae; Streptophyta; Magnoliopsida; Poales; Poaceae
Source: RefSeq, a predicted model, not a curated record